UUGAAGUGCACAAUUAAUUUUAAUGAUAUCGCGAUUUGCCAUCACUUGAUUUCACCUAAAGAAAUCACACACCGUUUUGUUGUGAGUAAAAUAGAAACAGAAUUUGCAAUCAUAAGAAAGAAAUGAGGUCUUUAAAAUAUGUAUCAGAUAUUAAGUUAAUCAGUUGCAUAUAACACAAACAUAUCUCAUAUCGAAAACAUAAUCAUUUCUAGUCAAGUUUUGAAAACAUAUUGUUGAAUUCCACUUUUAACUAAACCCUUUCCAUAGCUUAAUAUUACGUCAAUGUGACAAUCAUCAUUUAAAUACCCAAUUUCUUUAAAGAUAUUUCUUAACACUUAUAAAGAUCUUGAGUUUUGAAUACAUGAUAGACUUAUUAUUUACUUGUAUUCCGUCAACGCAAAAGAAUUUACAAUCUUCUGGCCUAAUUUGCUGUCGAUUGUCAAUUGUUUCUCGGCCCCAAUUUAAGCAGUGGGCACUUUGUUAACCCUUCGCACGGUCUGGCGACCCAUUUUAAUGGGCAUUGCAUGAGGUGGCCAACGCAAAUUGCUACUAAACGUCUUCAUCGCUUGUCUUUUGGGGCGGGUAACUUUCGCUUUUUCGGCUGACACGCUCGCCAGUCGGCCAAUAGAGCUGUUUUGGGCCGCCAGAGAACUGUGUGAAGUGGAGUAGGAACAAGGUGUGGGCCAGGAACAAACCCGCAGCACUUCAAGCACUUCUGAUCUGUAUAAUUUGGCCGAGAGCCGACGAGUUGAGUGAACCAGAGGCCAAGUUGUUGGUGGAACGGCCGGCAGCCAAGCGCAUCCCACGGCUGUCCGACCAACUGACCGUUGAAAAUUGGAAAAAUUGCAACGGCCAGUGAAGAAGAAAAUUGCACGGAGCGGGCAAAAAGCAGAGAAACGCGAACUGAAAGCAUUUUUCUUUCUCUCCAGAAGCACCAUUGUUUUAAUUUACAAUUGUGACAAUUCGGCCGACUAUGCUUGACUGCCUCCCCCUUUUCGCCCCCCCGGGAAAGUGCCCCGUGGAAAUGGGAGCUAUAAAAUAUGACCAUGCAAUUGUCAAGGCUUUUAGUUGAACUUCAAGCGUUUUGGCAACAUGUUCCGCACUUUUCCGCUACUCUGUCUGCUGCUCUUCUCGGUUGUCCGCUCGGAAAACUGCGACCAGGAUGCACCAGGUGCCACGUUAUACUGUCGCGGCGAACGGGCUCUGCGAAAUGUCCUGCGGAAUUUGAAUCGGAGCGAAAAACCUCUGGUGGUGGUCAGGGGUCUUGAGAUAGUUCCCCUUCAGAACAACUCACUCGUUGAGGACGAGCAAGAUCCGGACCAAAGCCUACUGGAUAGCCUUUCCUUCUAUUUGCGUACCCACGAGAUCAACGUAAAGCUGACCGAUCUGCUGGAGGAUGAAGCGCCAGUUUCAGAGGCCCGCAAAAAGGACAAAGGCCAGAGCAUGUUGCUGGCGAUGGCCCUGAUGUUCGGCAAAAUGAUGGCCGUGAUGGGUCUGGGCGGCAUCGCAGCCCUGGCCAUGAAGGCGCUGGGCGUGUCCUUGGUGGCCCUGAUGAUGGCCGGGAUGGUUGGCCUGAAGACGGCGGCCCAGCACGGCGGAGAGAGCAGCCACAGCAUUUCGUAUGUGACCGGCGAGGGACACCAUCACAAACGGAGGCGUCGGUCGUCCGGCCAACAACCCUUGGCCUACAGGGACUGGAACUGAGGCUCUUGCUGUGCGAUUUGUUAGUUCUUAUUAUGUAGCACUUAAGUAAUUUAAUAAUGUACCCAUCAUGCAACAGUUGCGAGUUGUUUUUAUUCCCGCUGCAACGAAUCGAGUGCAGUGCCACUCGAGAUGUUGCUGCGGCUCUGGGCAUUCAUGUUGCUGUUGAUGCUGUUGCUGUUGCCGUCGUGCUGCGGCUGAUGUUGCUGCUGCUGCUGCUGCCUCGGAUGCUGCUCUUUGGUUUAUGAAAUCGGUGAAAGUUUAUUUGAGUCGAGCUCGUAUUGUGUAGCCAUCAGCAUCCGCAGCAACAGAAGGCAACCUACACAUGCCAGCAGCGGUCGUGUUUUUGGCUAUACCCUGACACCAAGUUAUAUUCGAUUUUGGCAGAAUGUGGUGGUCAAUUUGUCAGAAAAAGGGGUUAUUUUUUAAAUAAUAAAAAUUAUUUAUUUAUCCAAUAAAUAAGUCAAUGAAUUUCUGAUUAUUGCAAAGAAUAAUUCAAAAUUGUGUGUGCAAUUUUUAUACUUUCCGCUUUUUUUAAUUAUUUAAUUAUUUUAAUUAUUUUUUCAAUUGCCAAGAAAAGAUGACAACUUCAUUUGCAGAUAGCAAAAUAAAUUUUUGUAUGAUACUCAAUGCAAAUAUUACUCUUGUCAGGGUAAUGAAUAUUGGUAAACAUUAUGUAAUUUACAGAAUUUGCUAUUAUACUGGUCUUGUUAACAUGGCCAAGGCAAUCUUAAGCAAAUAUUGUUUAUUGCAAUUAAAACAAAUAGGCAACAAUGAAAAUGCAAUAUACAAUCAAAAACAAAGUCAGCAACAAAACCCACAUCUAUUCACUUUCCGCAAUCAUAGCAUUUUGCAUCAAUGAAUUUGAAUUGAAGCGAAAUCAUUAAUAAAAAUAGGUUCUCUGUUACAUUUAUGACAAACAUAAGACAAAACCAAAAUAGACAAUUUUAAAGUUCAUUAAGCUUUUUAAAAGAGCAUCUCUGCUUCGCCUUCAACCAAUACAAAAUAUCGCGUUUCCUCCUUCUUGUUCAUGGUGUCGUCAUUUGUCAGCCCGCUUUCGUGCAGUGUUAUCGAUGAAGUCGCCAGAUACCUACCGGAUAUCAGAGUUCCGAAGCUCUUUUGCCGGUUCUCUGCUGAUCUGCGCUUCAGAUGGCGACCGAACUCUUAUUUUCCGUGGAAUCUGGUACACGACCACAGGCGCACUGGUGCUGGCCAGCACACAGAUUGAAUUUGCAUAAUGCGUGGCCAACUUUCACUGUAUUUUGGCAGCGCCAACGGUUCUUUUCGACCACCUAAAGCGCCGUGGGCAACAGCAACAGCAACGGCAACACAAAUUACAGCCAUGACAGACCCCAAAAAACAAGAUGUGCGUUCUGUUACACAAUACCAUUAAAGCCGCAGCACUUGAACGGCCAAAACCCGUUAAGCGGCGAGCAGGGAUACACCCAGCACCACAAUAGCUUUGGCCAAGAGCAACUUGCUCUACCUCUUUCCCCUGUAUUUCGUACCUUGUACCCGUCGCCUAAUUGCUCUGUCUACUGGUGGCCGCUUCUUGUGCCGACGCUGCCGCUGCCGCUGCUGCUGUUGCUGCUGCUGUUGCUGCUGCUGCUGCUGCUGCUUCUUUUGUUGAAUCGCUCUUCUGGGGAACUUUCCCUUUUCAACGGCAUUUUACGAGCGCGUCUGCCGGCAGUAAUUAAAUUAUAAAAUAAGUUCAUAAAGGCAAAUUUGUUGUUUUACAAUUCGUAUAUGAUCUGCUAUUUGCUGCCUUUAUAUAAGAGCACACUUGCUCCGGACUUGGAAUUGAUUUUCUAAACGGUGCGCUUUGAUUUUUACAAGACCGCCAGCGUUGGCAAUAAAAGCUGCCGGUUUUAUGGGUUUAUGAGCACGACAACGAUGAUGAUGAGAUGGCUGCCAAGACGUGUGUGAAUGCUGGAGCUACAGCAGCUCCAGCAGCCCAGUCCAGUGCAUAAAUGAAAGUUCAUAAAGAAAUUAGCUGAUUAAUCGUCGUUCGAUGAGCUUGGAAAAUGAC
This is a messenger RNA of Drosophila elegans, 3730 nucleotides long. RefSeq lists its product as uncharacterized. Bases 1093 to 1704 code for a protein of 203 amino acids. The record is from RefSeq and is a predicted model, not a curated record. NCBI's taxonomy places the organism in Eukaryota, Metazoa, Arthropoda, Insecta, Diptera, Drosophilidae. The transcript has 2 exons.